AUGACGGAUGAUAACCUCGAUCAAAUUACUCAUGGUCUUAAAUCAGUCCAAUUAGACGAUGAAGACGCAUCGAAAUAUUUCAUUAAUUAUAUAAGCGAUGAAACGGAUGUGCUUAGCACUGAUGAUCAUCAUCAACAGCAGCAUCAGACUGAAAAUAAUCACGAUACAAACGAAUAUUUUGAUAUAUCAUCAUUACCGAGUAGUCUAAUUAUUACGCCAGUCCCAUCGGAAUUGUUCACUGAACAACAUGUCAAAGAUGAAUUCGAACAAUUAUUUCGUGUCUAUGAUCCCGAUAUAACGGUUCUUUAUCUAAAAUUUUUUCAACGUGUUCGAAUUACAUUUACAUCGCCUCACAAUGCAUUACAAGCCCGAUUACAUCUUCACGAAUAUCGAUUUCAUGGAACUAUCAUAAAAACAUAUUUUGCUUGCCCGAUUGUUUUUCGCGGAGGCAGCUCGGAGANAUUAACUUUUGAAAAUGAAAACUGA
Molecule: messenger RNA, 486 nt
Organism: Adineta ricciae
Lineage: Eukaryota; Metazoa; Rotifera; Eurotatoria; Adinetida; Adinetidae
Source: the annotation of a GenBank genome assembly